AUGCUGGAUGAGCUUGGGGUCGAGUCUAUUGAAGAUCUGACCUUGGUGGAGGAGAGGGAUCUGGUGAAAUACCUCAAACCUAUCCAAAGUCGGAAGUUAAUGAAGGGCAUCAAGGACGGACUUGUUACUAUUAGUAUGGAGUUGGUCUCUGCUCCUGAUCCAAGUGCUCCAAGUUCCACAACUCCAUGUUCUCCAAACACAACAUUCCAGCCUCCAAAUCAGCUGUUGCCCAGCCCUCCAAGCACUGCCCCAAGCAAGUCGAGUGCUUCACAGCCUGGCGUACCAUGGCAUGUUGACUUUCGUCUCAACUGGGACCAGGUGUCAUCAGCCAUUCGACUUAGAGUGGAAAAAGAAGAAAGACCAUUGCCAGACGAGAGAAAGGCCUUCGUGGUCGUGCUCGUGGACCAAAUGAUGCAGCACGACCGCAACCCAACCAGAGCCAUGUGCCACAGCGUUGUGAGAAACAUUGUCAGGAGCCAUCCAAAAUCAUUUGGCGACAUUGGCAAGCACGGUGAUACUGCUGGAGACGGAUGUCACUCUCUUCUGCAACAAGUAAAAACGAGAGUGGGGUACAAAAAUAGGAAUAAUACUCUUGCUCAACGCCGCAGAGAAAGACCGCGCACGGGAAUGGCAGGAGAGGCCACACUGGCAAGAGGUCCUGUUGACCAAUACGGGUGUGUCAGGUGGGGCCCAGCAGAUUUGCCAGAGGGGGAGACCGAGGCAACGUUGGAGAAUAUGAAGAGGGAUCUGCUGAACAUCUACUCAGAGGAAGGAAUGAGUGGGGCAGAGAGAGCAGAACCAAUGAUGGAAAAGACAUACGUCAUCCUGCGGAAAUACCUUAACAAAGUGCCUGCUGCAGCAAUGUCUGAGAUCAAACAGGAAUGGCCAUUUCUCUUCUCUCAGAAAUGCCUAUUCUCACACUUUGGCCUCCUGACGGACGUCGAUGUCCUUCAGAAGCUACAGGAGGCAGUUAGUCGACGAGGACAGACCAUCCUGGAUUACUGUGCAACACUGGACAACCCCAAGAUCCGUGAUGUUCUGGCCUGCUAUGAUCCAGACUCUGACAAGGCUGCCUGCAUCCUGCUGCUCCUAAUGUUGUACUUCAAAGAGCCGAAAGAGAGUUUGAUGCUUGAAGUUGAUCCAUGUACCACUGCUGUGGACGUCAAUACUGCAGAACUCCCCAGCACCCCCUGCUUGAUCAUUCAAGGUGACAUGAUGAAGCCCUCUGGAUGGCUUAUAUCCAUCGAGGGACAUGUCGUGAUGGGCCCAGACCCUUUCUUUUUACACGGAGUAGCUGCUUUCUUCAGCAGCUAUUACGUCUUCAACCUUGAGUAUCCUGCCGUUGGAUCGUCGACGCUGGAGUUCAUUCAAAGGUGCUUCCUGGGCAUCUAUCCUGAAAGAGGCUCAAAGACCAAGAAGCGGACAACAAUGAACCCUCAUGUGAGCACCCUUUUGAGGAAACUUAUUGACUUUGAGUGGGCAUCAUAGUUUUUUUUUGCAGCGGUAGUUGUCAGGCUCAGUUUUGAGUAGCCUUGUUCUUUUUGUAAUUUUUCAAGACACCUUUGCACUACAAGAUUUUUACACAAUGCUGUUGCGUGUGGACUCAUUAUAAUGUUUGAGACUGAGAGGAGCGCCUGACCCCUUUACAACUUUCCUUUAUCGCUCUCUCCCUCGCUCUCUUAUCUUGCCAUGAAGGCCUCAUUCCCAUCCUGUCCAUUACUGUUAUUGUGACACAGCUAGUUGAAUUGUGAGACAGGUAGUUGAAUUGCAAGUUUGCACAAUUUCUCUGCAUUUUCUGCAUUUUAAGAUGGCUUUUAUGACUAGGAAGUUGAAUUUCUUGAACUCUUGA
This is a messenger RNA of Perca flavescens (yellow perch), 1849 nucleotides long. RefSeq lists its product as uncharacterized. Bases 1 to 1488 code for a protein of 495 amino acids. The record is from RefSeq and is a predicted model, not a curated record. The transcript is spliced from 8 exons. Lineage: Eukaryota; Metazoa; Chordata; Actinopteri; Perciformes; Percidae.